Molecule: messenger RNA, 381 nt
Organism: Drosophila mauritiana
Lineage: Eukaryota; Metazoa; Arthropoda; Insecta; Diptera; Drosophilidae
Exons: 1
Coding region: 28-363 (111 amino acids)
Source: RefSeq, a predicted model, not a curated record
UAUAUUAAGUAAUAAAUAUAGAAAAAUAUGCCAUUUCAAUUUGCUUUCGUGUUCUGUGUUCUGAACGUCUUGGUCCAAGGAUACCAUAUAACGCAAGUGGAACCUGAAUCCUCGGUAGAAGCCCAUUCUGCUGGAGGUGUCUCAUCAGGAGCUCCUAUUAGUUUCCCCGAAGUGCGACCGGCUCCUGGAUCGCAGGCUAAUACCCCAGCUGCUCGUCCAGUUGCUCCUCGUAUUGUGUCUUCUUAUGGUCGUCGUCAAACUGGAUCUAACACUCGUCCAGCUGUUAUCGGUAGCGCUGGACGUGCUAUCGGCGGAGGAGCUAACCAUGCCCAGAAUCGCAAUAGGAUUCAUAAGCCAUACUAAUUCUAAAAGUUGAUUUAG